AUGACCAAAGGCCGCGUGCUGACGACGCCGACACGGUUGCUGAAGCUGAUUCUGCCAAUGCCCUUUCACCCCGACCAAGAGUACAUCAACGCCAACGAACAACAAAGACGCGAGUGGAGCAAUGAGAAUGUCGAGCCGUUGGCGCUGCUGGUGCAUCCCCAGCAGCCACUAUCGUACCUGGAGCGGCUCAUCCAGGCAGAGGUUCCGCCGAUGCAGGUCGAGGGGGGCGAGAAGCUGCCUGAGAUUGUGUUCCGCGCCGAGGCCGACUACGACCAGGGUGAGGCAAAGGCGGACAGAAAACGCAAGGACCGGGACGAGCAGGGCCGUAACGUGGCCGCCUACUCGGGACUCGGGCGCGAGGGCCCUAGCAAGGACCGCGAGGCCAACUGGGUGCGAUGGAGCAGCAGCACCGAGGUGGGCGACUUCAUCCGGGACGCGGCGCGAGGGCGAGAGUUCGCCAUCGGGAUCGAGGGUCACGACAAGGAGCUGCGCGUCGCGGUGCCGAGCUUCCGGGACCGGACCUACUACAUGCGAAUGCGGCUGCGCAAGAUGUCGCGCGAGAUUGACGACAUGGCGCGGGUCAAGCGCGACUGCGACGAGCUGGCGCACAAAGGCGCACACCGGCUGGCCAAGGGCGGCUUCGCGGCGCUGGCGACGUGGUGGGGCAUCGUCUACUACGUCACCUUUCACACGGAGAUGGGUUGGGAUCUCGUGGAGCCCGUCACGUACCUGGCCGGGCUGACGACCAUCAUGGGGGGCUACCUGUGGUUCCUCUUCAUCAGCCGCGACCUCAGCUACAAGGCGGCCAUGAACGUGACAGUGUCGCGACGGCAGACGGCGCUCUACCAGGAGCGCGGUUUCGACCCGCAGAAGUGGGAGCAGAUUGUGCACGAGGCCAACCUGCUGCGGCGCGAGAUUCGCAUGGUGGCGACCGAGUACGACGUCGAGUGGGAUGAGAUGCGGGACCUGGGAGGCGAGGAGGUCAAGGAGGCGCUCGAGGAGGAGGAUGAGGGCCGCAAGAAGAAGUCGAAGCGGCAGCGAGAACGGCAGGAGGAGGAAGAGGAGGAGGUGGAGGAGCACGAGCAGCACGAGCAGCAGGUGAAGAAGGACACGACGGUCAAGGAGCCGGCGGGGAGGAAGAAGUAA
Molecule: messenger RNA, 1146 nt
Organism: Purpureocillium takamizusanense
Lineage: Eukaryota; Fungi; Ascomycota; Sordariomycetes; Hypocreales; Ophiocordycipitaceae
Exons: 2
Coding region: 1-1146 (381 amino acids)
Biological process (GO): mitochondrial calcium ion homeostasis; calcium import into the mitochondrion
Cellular component (GO): mitochondrial inner membrane; uniplex complex
Molecular function (GO): uniporter activity; calcium channel activity
Source: RefSeq, a predicted model, not a curated record